AUGUUUCAUAAUACUGGUAUGAACUAUGAAGUACAGCAGUUGCGUGAAGGUAGCGUGAACGGGCUGGAGAAUGAUGCCCCAAUGGAAGGUUUCAGACACAUCAGCGCGAUUCCCAUACGUGUCAGUCGAGAGCAGUCAAGCGGUAUGCAUGUUGAAUCGCAGCACAACAACAACACGACUAUGAGUGUGGAUCCCAAGACGUACUCGCUGGCUAACUUGAACAUCUUCCAAAACAUCCCAAAGGAGACUGCCAGAGGUGUUGAUGAUCUCAGCCGGAUGCGUAUGUCCCUCCUAAGUGGUAUCCCAGAAGAGAUUAAAUGGGCAUUGAAGAAAUAUCUGGCAUACAGUAACAAAGCUCCAUACAUGAUCAACUUACAGAAAUCCAAGGAACUUCUGCCUCUAUUCAACCGUUUCAUUGAGCAGCUAGUUGAUUUGAUAAACAAAUUUAAUGAACCUUUGAUAGACGGUGCGUCAGCUAUGGAGAAACUACAGGCAGGUUUAAAUUGUCUUUUGAUCCUAAGAAACUUGGCCCAGGACCAGGACUCUGUACAAGCAUUGAUUAGAUAUGAACCAAUAAAGAAAUUCUUGCUAUUCGUGUUGCAGAAAUAUGCUUCAUUGGCAGAUUAUGAUCCAAAAUGGACCGUCUAUGAGUCUAACACCUCUUAUCUGAACGAAAUAAUACACUACUCUCUGGAUCUGAUUGAAGCGAUGUCCUCCUACAUGGCUCCUGCUAUGAAAGGUGAUCCUUACUUCCUAGCGUUAUUAAAAGUUUUGGGUUACACUAAGGAUAGAUCAAUGGUGAUAUCGAUAUUAAGGUCACUCUCUAGACUACUUGUUAGAUCUAAGGCAGAUGAAGAAAGCGUUGUGGAUAACAUUAAUCCAGAUACGUUAACACAAAUUGUCUGUUUCUUAUUGAUCGAAUGUGAUGAGGAACUUGUCAUCGCUUCGUUAGACUUCUUGUAUCAAUAUAUCCUUCCAGGAAACCAAAGAAUAAAAGAACUUUUCUCCGAUCCAAAAAGAUUUUCCAUUUUUAUAUCUAUCAUACCAAAACUGUUAACUUAUAAUGUCAAAUUACCGCAAUACGAAACUCUAAAGCAUACAGAAGUCAAAUUAAUAAAACGUUUAAGACCUCCGGCACCAGAAGAAGUGCCGGAUGUUGAUGAGGAGUUAUUCAACCAACUACUUUCGAUGAGUGAGCCAUUGAGAUCGACUACCUGGCUAAGAUGUUGUUUUGAAUCAAUGGAUGAUGCAGAAUUUACUCAAAUUGCGCUUUGGAGGGCAUAUGAAUCCAGAUUUGGACCAAAACUGCGUGAAAGUUCGAGGAAACUUUUACCGGCUGUUGAAUUUAUAAAAAAUGUCUCGAAUUCCUUUAGAAAUGCAUCAGCAAUGGUGGUUACAGAGCCAGAAACUGGAAAGAAAAGAUUCAUCAUAAAGGGAAUACAGCCAAGACACAAGGCCAUCAGUAUUAGAGAAUCUGCAGAAUUGCUAAGGCAACAACACUUGAAUACUUCUAAAUUCCUAUUCAAAGAUGGAGAUAAUAUUGUACCAGCCAAACAAGAAAACCUUCCUUCAAUCACAUUUACAGACGAUUUAUCUGACGUAUCAAAGGUAGCAGCUUCGUUCUUGUGCCUGGUUUCUAACGAUAAUGAGGGGCCAGGUACUAAAUUUUGUCAGACAAUUAAGCCAGUUCUUCUCCAUGAACUUGCAGAUGUUCCACCUUUGAAUGCAGUACUUUCUGAAUACAUGGAUAAUGUAUUGUUAAUGUAA
Nakaseomyces glabratus is the source of this 1767-nucleotide messenger RNA. RefSeq names its product Rsc9p (gene RSC9). Gene Ontology annotation, biological process: regulation of DNA-templated transcription. Gene Ontology annotation, cellular component: RSC-type complex. The record is from RefSeq and is a predicted model, not a curated record. NCBI's taxonomy places the organism in Eukaryota, Fungi, Ascomycota, Saccharomycetes, Saccharomycetales, Saccharomycetaceae. Gene Ontology annotation, molecular function: DNA binding.